AUGAAGCCCUUGUUCCCAUUGAUCACUUGGAGCGCCCUUUGCUCGCCUGUUCUAUCUCUUUACUUCUAUGUCGAUGGCAAUCAUCCCAAAUGCUUCUUUGAAGAACUAACCCGAGGGACACUCGUCGUUGGUCACUACACUGCAGAGGAGUUCGAUCCUCAUACACAGAAAUGGGAAAAACAUGAUGGCCUCACCAAUUACAUAUCCGUCGAUGAAAUUUUCGAUAAUGAUCAUCGUGUCGUAUCUCAAAAGGGUCCUUCAUCUGGCCGCUUUACAUUUUCUUCCGCUGAUUCAGGCGAUCAUCGAAUAUGCUUUACGCUCAGCUCUAACUCUGGUAAAACAGGCUGGCUUACGACGUCUAAUCCCAACGGCGGCAUAAGAUUAACGCUUGACCUAGCGAUUGGCCACACUUCGUCAUUAGAACAUGCGGAAAAAGGCAAGAUACUGCAUAUCGUUCAGCGAGUAAAAGAACUCAAGGGCCGUUUACAAGACAUCCGUCGGGAACAAAUCUGGCAGCGAGAACGAGAAGCUGAGUUUCGAGAUCAGAGUGAGACUACAAACGCAAGGGUCGUACGUUGGACACUUAUACAGCUUCUGGUAUUAGGUGUUACCUGUACUUGGCAGCUCAGUCAUUUGCGAAACUUUUUUAUCAAGCAGAAGUUAACGUAG
Blumeria graminis f. sp. triticale is the source of this 669-nucleotide messenger RNA. NCBI's taxonomy places the organism in Eukaryota, Fungi, Ascomycota, Leotiomycetes, Helotiales, Erysiphaceae. The record is from the annotation of a GenBank genome assembly.